This is a messenger RNA of Diaporthe citri, 900 nucleotides long. RefSeq lists its product as uncharacterized. NCBI's taxonomy places the organism in Eukaryota, Fungi, Ascomycota, Sordariomycetes, Diaporthales, Diaporthaceae. The record is from RefSeq and is a predicted model, not a curated record. The transcript has 2 exons. Gene Ontology annotation, cellular component: proteasome regulatory particle, lid subcomplex; proteasome regulatory particle; cytosol. Gene Ontology annotation, biological process: proteasome-mediated ubiquitin-dependent protein catabolic process. Bases 1 to 900 code for a protein of 299 amino acids.
AUGGCCGAACGCCAGCUGCAGCAGAUCCUCUCCCAGCUGAAAUCCCAAUCCUCGACCCUCAGCUACGCCGACGCCGCUCCCCUCCUCUCCAAAGCAAAACUCCAGCUCCUGAAGCUCAACGCCCUCUCCCCCUCCCCCGCCACCAUCACCAGCAACAAGCAGCAACAGCAGCAGCAGCCACCCCAGAGCGUCCUCACCCUCGCCCGCGAGACAUACGAGCAAGGAGCCCUGUACAGCAUCCGGGCGCGGGACCCGGAGGCCUUCACGCGGUACGUGGCGCAGCUGGCGCCCUUCUACGAGCUGCCGGCCUCGGUGCUCCCGCCGUCGCUCGCCGAGCGCAACCGCGUCACGGGCCUGUACCUGCUGCUGCUGCUGACGCAGGGCCGGUACGCCGAGUUCCACUCGGAGCUCGAGAGCCUGGCGGCCCGCGAGGGCGGCGGCGCCACCGCCGACGUCGAGGGCGACCGCUUCCUGGGCUACCCGAUCCGCCUCGAGCGGUGGCUCAUGGAGGGGAGCUACGACCGCGUGUGGAAGGCCAUGAAGAGCCGCGAGGUGCCGAGUGAGGAGUUUGCUGUGUUCUCUGAGAUCCUCACCUCCCAGAUCCGCUCCGAGAUCGCCUCCAGCAGCGAGCGCGCCUACCCGUCCCUGCCUAUCUCGUCCACAAAGUCGCUCCUCUUCCUCGACUCCGAGGGCGCCGUCAUCGAAUUCGCCCGCUCCCGCGGCUGGACCCUCAAGGACGGCAGGAUAUACUUCCCCAAGGAGGCCGAGGCCGCUGCUGCCGGCGGGGAAGGAGACGAUGACGAUGAGGCCGCGGCCGGUGCCGGCGGAAAGGAAGAGAUGAGCAAGCUGGUUAUCGAGAACGCGCUGGGUUACGCCCGAGAGCUGGAGACUAUUGUAUAG